This is a messenger RNA of Apis florea (little honeybee), 4205 nucleotides long. Its product is annotated as toll-like receptor Tollo. Gene Ontology annotation, biological process: signal transduction. Gene Ontology annotation, cellular component: plasma membrane. Gene Ontology annotation, molecular function: protein binding. NCBI's taxonomy places the organism in Eukaryota, Metazoa, Arthropoda, Insecta, Hymenoptera, Apidae. The record is from RefSeq and is a predicted model, not a curated record.
ACACGUUCCUCGAAGAAGAAUCGACUCCGAAUCGUAGCAUACCGCGGGAAAUGGUGUUGUGAUAGAGUAGUGACUAUGAGUGCGUGACGACGGGAACGCUUACGACGACUGGCUCACGCGACGAGAGGAGAGUCAGUUGAGAAUUCGACUCGACCGUGUCUGUGCUCGUGCGUGCGUGAAUGCGUGCGUGCGUGCGUGAAGGAAGGAACGACAAUUGGUCGGAAUGGAGGCGACACGGGUCGGUUUGGCGGCUGUGCUGGGGAUCGUCUGGUCCCUGGUUCUGAACGCGGGCCCGAUACACGGGCGCAGCAUCACCAGCCUCGAGGCACCGAGCGGGUGCGAGUGGAAAAAAGACGGAGAGGACGGAGAAAAAGGGCUGGCCUGCAGGGUUAGGACUAUCGCCAACGUGCCCAGCCUAAUUGGCAAUCUCUCGGCCAUUCAAGUGGACUCGAUCAGUUCUUUGGCCUUGGAAUGCAGUGACGUGUUGUUCUUCGAGAGCCAGAUAGACGGGCCGCACGGAUUCUUCUCCCCCCUGCCCCGUUUGGAGAAGCUUCGCGUGGAUUAUUGCAAGAUCCGCUAUCUGCCAGGCGGGGUUUUCGCGUCCGCGCACAACUUGCGCGCCUUGUCGUUGAUCACGCACAACGGUGACUGGUCGGCGAUGAGUUUGGAGCUUCACAGGGAUUCGUUGCGCGGCCUCGCGCAUCUGCAACACCUCGAUCUGGCCGACAACAAUCUGUGGACGCUCCCGGCCGAACUGCUCUGCCCGGUGCAGAGCCUCGCCACGUUGAAUCUGACGCGCAACAAGUUACAGGACAUCGCCUCCCUGGGAUUCUCCGACUCGGCCGAAUCGUGCACCCCCAGCCUCGAGGUGUUGGAUCUGAGCAACAACGAUCUGACCACCAUUCACGAUCGAGCGCUCGCCAAUCUGCGCAGCUUGACCGUGUUGAAGCUACAGGAGAACGCGAUCAACGCCGUGGGUGAUCACGCUUUGGCCGGUUUGACGGCGUUGCACUCGCUCAACGUGUCGAGCAACCGUCUGGUCGCGUUACCGCCCGAGCUCUUCUCCAAGACGAAGGAGUUGAGAGAGCUGAUACUCAGCAACAACUCGUUGGCGGUGUUGGCCCCCGGCUUGUUGGACAAUCUGGACGAGUUGCAAGUGUUGGAUCUGAGCGGCAACGAGUUGACGAAUCGUUGGGUGAACAGGGACACGUUCUCGAGGCUGGUACGCCUCGUGAUUCUCGAUCUCUCGCACAACGCGCUCACCAAGAUCGACGGCCACGUGUUCAAAGGAUUGUACAGCCUUCAGAUACUGAAGCUCGAGCACAACGAGAUCGAGACGUUGACGGACGGUUGCUUCGGCUCCCUCACCAACCUCCACAUGUUGACCCUGUCCCACAAUCGGAUAGCCAGAUUCGAUCCGGCGCACACGAUCGGCCUGACCACCCUCAACCAACUGUUCAUGGACGCGAACAAAGUGAGAACCCUUCAUCGCCACGUGUUCGACAAUCUGACCGGGCUCCAAGACCUGUCCCUGAGGGGCAACUAUCUCACCGAGAUCCCGUACGCCGUGCGCGUGCUACGCUCGUUGAAGACCCUCGAUCUCGGGAACAACCACGUGUCGCGGAUCGAGAACGACUCGUUCGCAGGUCUGAGCGAGUUGUACGGGUUGGGGUUGGUCGACAACAGGCUGGAGAACGUGUCGCGGGAGGCGUUCGCCGCCCUGCCCGCGUUGCAAGUGUUGAAUCUGGCCAACAAUUACAUCCGUCACGUGGAGCAAAGCGCUUUCGCGGCCAACCCCGUGCUGCGCGCCAUCAGAUUGGACGGGAACCAAUUGACGGAGAUCCGAGGCGCGUUCACCAGUCUCUCGACCCUCGUCUGGUUGAACGUGUCCGACAAUAAGCUGCUGUGGUUCGACUACAGCCACCUUCCGCCCAGCAUAGAGUGGCUGGACAUACACGCGAAUCAGAUAAGCGAGCUGGGCAAUUAUUACGCGGUACGGAACACGCUGCGCAUAAAGAUGCUGGACGCGAGUCACAACCAAAUCGGGGAGAUCGGGGAGGCGAACGUGCCCGACAGCGUGGAGACCCUGUUCCUCAACAACAACAGGAUACGCACGGUGGCCCCGGCCACGUUCUACCAGAAGAGGAAUCUGCAGAAGGUGGUGUUGCACGGGAACGAGAUAAGGAGUUUGGACGUUGCCGCGAUAUCCCUGCAAACCGUGCCCGACCACCUCGAGUUGCCGCAAUUCUACAUAGGCGAGAACCCGAUCCUGUGCAACUGCACCAUGGAAUGGUUGCCGAGGAUCAACGAGAUGGCCACGCGUCUACGCCAGCAUCCCCGUGUCAUGGACCUCGACUCGGUCACGUGCGAGAUGGUGCACGCGCGCGCCACCCCCCGAAGACCGUUGCUCUCGUUGCGGUCGAAGGACUUCCUGUGCCGUUACGAGGCCCACUGCUUCGCCCUGUGCCACUGUUGCGACUUCGACGCGUGCGACUGCGAGAUGACCUGCCCCGACAAUUGCUCGUGCUACCACGACCACAGCUGGUCGAGCAACGUGGUCGACUGCUCGAACGCCGGCUACAACCACGUCCCCGAGAGGAUACCGAUGGACGCGACCGAGAUAUAUCUGGACGGGAACGAGUUGGGCGAGUUGGGCAGCCACGUGUUCAUCGGGAAACGCCGCCUCGAGGUUCUCUACCUGAACAACAGCGGGAUAUCGGGCAUUCACAAUUUCACGUUCAACGGAGUGGGCGCGUUGCGCGUCCUCCACCUCGAGGACAACGCGCUUCGCGAGUUGCGAGGCUUCGAGUUCGACCAGUUGGAGCGUAUGUCCGAGCUGUACUUGGACCACAACGCGAUCGCCACGGUGGGCAACACCACGUUCAAGAAGAUGAAGAAGCUCGAGGUGUUGAGGUUGGACAGCAAUCGGAUCGUCAACUUUCGCCCGUGGGAGGCGUUGCCCAGCGUGGGGGACGGCACGAGGGUGGUCGCGUUGGAGGGGAACGCGUGGAGCUGCGAGUGCGGGAACGCGGCGAAGCUGCGCGCUUGGCUGGCCGAGCAUCGCGGCGACCCCGAGAAGAUGUACUGCCGCGACGGAGUGGAGACCCUUGCCCAGGCGAUGAAGCGUUGCGGGGCGUCCACGGAGGCGGUGAGCCGAGGUAUCGAGGAGUUGCCUCUCCUAGGCGGCAACCUGGUCCCCCUUCUGGCGGGCGCGUUGGUCGCGGUGAUCGCCAUCUCCCUGUUCGUCGCCCUCGCGUUCGCGUUCCGCCAGGACGUACGCCUAUGGGCCCACGCCCGUUACGGCCUCCGCCUCGGCAAGAUGACCGCGCCGCCCGACGAGGAGAGGGACCGCCUCUACGACGGUUACGUGGUGUACAGCGAGAGGGACGAGGACUUCGUGUCCAGGUUCCUGGCCGCCGAGUUGGAACAGUCGGGCCUCGCGCUCUGCCUCCACUGGCGGGAUUUGCCGCCCGCCAGGGCGCAGGAGGCCGUGCCGCCUGCCGCGGCGGCCGCCAGGCGGAUCGUCAUCAUAUUCUCGCCCGUGUUCCUCGCCAACGAGUGGCAACACGCCGAGUUCCGCGCCGCGUUGAGGACCGCCCUCGAGAACAUCAGGCCCGGCUCGAGGAAGAGGCGAGUGGUCGUCCUGUUGGCAACCGAGGCGCCCGCCCGGGACCCGGAGUUGCAGCUACUCCUUCAAACGUGCACCGUGGUCGUGUGGGGCGAGAAGAGGUUCUGGGAGAAGCUCCGUUUCGCAAUGCCCGACUCCGUGGUGGGGAAGAGGCGAGACGGCAAGACGAAGAAGAAGGUGAACGACCGGAAUCGGAAACCGGCGCGUUACACGGCCGCCCCCUCGGCCGGCGACGCGUGGACCAAGCCGGCCAACAACAACAAUGGUGGCGUUUUGGUCGCGCCGGUGCACGCGCCCACGCCCACGCCCACGCAGUCCACGUACGUGAGCUCGGCGAGCAGCAGGACCGAGGACGAGGACAGCGGGGCCGAGCACCAGCACCACCAGCACGGGGGUUACAGCGCGUUGCACGCGGGGGGCGCGAGGCCUGCGAGCCUCUCCUCGAGGGGUAGCCAUCUGUACAGCACCAUACCGGAACCCCCGCUCCCCACCGCCCCCCCGCCCGCCGACGUCUUGACGCAUCCGGCCAAUCCUCGUACUUACUUCGUCUAGUACAGACGGUCGUCGUCGCCGCCGC